CGAUCAUGAACCUUCGCAUUUUGGCAGCACUGCUUGUGUUGGGCUGUGUGAACCUUGUGACGGUGCGGGCGGAGAAUGAUGCUUCUGACGCCACCAUCGUUGAGGAUGUCGAUGGGGUCGAUGGAGCAUCCGACGAAGUCUUUGAUCAAGGCGACGAUGCGACGGGAACUCAACAACAACCCCAGAUCUCGGAAGCAGUGUUUGCCCAGAUGUUGGACCUCAUUUCGCCCGACUGUCGGGCUGCGAUCCAAGCAUCUCCAGAAGACGCGAGUGGUCUGUCCGAUGAAUGCAAGGUGGAAGUGCAAACGACGUUGCACAAGCUCAUGGGCGGCAAGGUUCGCGACCCGAACGACCCUGUGACCCCCGAGAUCUUCCAAAAGAUGUUGGAGACCAUUCCUGCUGAGUGCCGCGCCGAAAUCGAAGCCAACCCCAAGGACGUCUCCAAGAUUUCGGACACAUGCAAGCACAGCAUUCAAUCCACGAUGACCAAGCUCAUUGCCAAGGCUAAGCGUGCUGAGGAGUUCAAGAAGUCCAGGGCGUCUGCCAAGGCAUACGAUGCAUCGACGGACGAACCGAAGAAACAUCCGCGCCGACGCGGCAAGAAGGAACCCAAAGGCAGCAACACCACGACGUUGCUCAUCGUGAUCGGCUUUGUCGUCACGGCCAUUGCUGGAGUGGCCGGGGUCGCGUACACGUUGAGCCAGAAACAACGACUCGAAGCAGGCAAAGCCAAACCCACCAAGAAACUCAGCAAGCACAAAAAGGAAAAGGACGGACGGCGCCAACAAGCCGCCGCCGCGGCGUCGAUCAAUUAACGAGGCCAAGAAGUUUCUAUUGAUAACACGUCAAGCCACCAACAAUCAUGACCACCAAUUUAUAUUUCACAGACCUUGCUA
This is a messenger RNA of Aphanomyces astaci, 896 nucleotides long. RefSeq lists its product as hypothetical. The transcript has a single exon. Lineage: Eukaryota; Oomycota; Saprolegniomycetes; Saprolegniales; Verrucalvaceae. The record is from RefSeq and is a predicted model, not a curated record. Bases 6 to 815 code for a protein of 269 amino acids.